This is a messenger RNA of Paramecium sonneborni, 1400 nucleotides long. Lineage: Eukaryota; Ciliophora; Oligohymenophorea; Peniculida; Parameciidae. The record is from the annotation of a GenBank genome assembly.
AUGAUAAACAUCUCUUUUUCGAGAAGUUCACAAAAUGAAAUCUUAAUGAUCAAAUUCUUAAAUAAUUCAUUCAUCUAUUCAAAUGAAGGAUACCCCCAAAUUGAAACGGAGGUUUCCUGUCUUAUACCAAAGGUGAUAUUCUUAAAUGAAGACACCAUUGCUUAGGUGCAAUUAGCAACCAAUAGUAAUUUUUAUAUGCUCUAUUUUAUUGGAGCAAUGUGUGGGGGAUCUGUGUUACUUGGAGGAGUUGAAGUCUUUUUUAAUUUGUUAGAUACUCUCCAAAUGCUAUCUUAUUUGAAAUAUCUUAACACAUAAUUCCCUUAUAAUUUAUCAACCUACUUUCAACUUUUUGGAUUUGCUUAAUUUAACUUUAUAUAAAAGUUUUUUGAUUUCUCAGGGUUUAUUGAUUAGAUAUUUAAUACACAAGAAUUAAAGCAAAUACCCACGAAAAUAGCAAAUGAUGGAAUAACAUCAUUAUUUGUUAUUAAUGCAGCAACAAUUAUUACAGUUUGGAUUUCUCUAUUUUUUAUCUUUGCAAUUGCAAAAGUGAUUUAGUCGACUCAAAUUGCUUUGCAAAAUAAUCAACCAUUAAAAGUAACAAAAAAAGUUAUUAUCUAAACUAUACCUAAAAUUCUAUAAUUAAUUAAGUUUAAAUUUUUUUCUGAAUCUUAGACAGAAGGUUCUUGGCUUGUCAAAGUUGGAGUAUACUAUCUAACUAUUAAGUAUAUCAUUAAUAGACUUUGUUUUACUAUUGUUUCAGAAUUCUUUUAUAGUGGAAUCUUACGUGCUCAUAUAGCAACUGCAUAUGAUUUUACUUUCAGUGUAGUAUUAUAAUUGUAUGCCUUAGAAUUGAAUUCAUCAAAUAUGUUUAUAAGAUUAAGUUCUUUAUUAGCUUGUGUAGCAAGUGCAAUAUAUCUUUUCAGCAUUUAUUUUGUUAUAGCACUAUCCUAAAUGAAGAAAUAUGCUUUGAAUAAUAAAGCUAUCUAAACUAAAUAUGGAUCUAUUUUUGAUGGAAUUAAGAUAAAACAAUUUUCUAAAUAUCUUAAUACAAUACUUCUAAUCAAAAAAUUGAUCUUUAUGAUUUUAUUGAUUUUUGCUUAUGAAUUUCCAAUUUUUCAAACAGUCAGCAUUACAUUUCUAUCAAUUUCAAUGAGCCUUUUUUACAUUUUAUUUAAUCCAUUAGAGGACAAAUUGGAGUAUUUUAAAUAGCUAUUUAGUGAAGUUACAUAAGUAUAAUUAGGAUAUUUUCCAUACGAAAUUCAAGAAUAUUUUGGUUGGGCUUGUAUUUUUUGUAUUACCUCAAUAUUAUGUAUUCAAUUAGGAAUUGAUGGCUUUUAAUAGUGGAGGUUCCUUUUUAAAAAGUAUAAGCAAUCAGCAGAUUAGCUAAAUCAAUACUUUGA